UAGGUCAGAAGUGGCCGCAGUACAAGGAACGUAGUCCCACCCCACUAGCAAUAAAAGAAAAUAUGUAGGAACUUAGAACAGAGGCCGCAGAUUAGUAAACAGUUCAAUUGUUUCAGCCUGCGUGUCCACCACGAAGGAAUAUUGAAGCACCGAAGUGUAAUUAAACACAGCGAUGAAUGGUGUUGCCACUGGUUACAGGUUACAGUUUGUGUUGACGUGCUCGGUGUGCUUGUAAUAAUGUAUUAAUUGAAUACACAUUGUAAUACACACAUGUCAGGCCAUACUUUCAUGUACAUGUAAUGGCGGUAUUUUGGAUACUGAUUAUCGUUAAUGUAGGAAUAUGGCAUUGCAGAAAAUAAGUUACAAGUGUAUAAGAAGCACAUAUGUAGCAAACAUCAAAGACCCAGAGUGGUGUGUGUUGCUUGCAUGUGCAAAGGAAUUGUCGAAUGAAAAUGGAAGAUGAUACGCCAGUCAUUUAUGGAUUAGAGUUCCAGGCAAGGGCAUUAGCUUCGCAGCUGGCAGAAUCAGAUGCUGUCCGAUUCAUGGUUGGCACCCAGUCACUGAAACUAAGUCACAAUCAAGUUCAUGUCGUGGAACUGAAUGAGGAGACAGGUGGACUUUUAAAGCAGGUGUUUCAACAUGGUGCAGGGGAGGUGUGGACUCUUGCAGCUUCACCUAGUGAUGCAAAUCUCAUUGCAACCUGCUACAAUACACUCACAGCUGAGAAUACAUGCCGCAUGCAGUCAGCCAUUUGGAGGCUUCCUUUACAAGUAGAUGGAGUACCAGAUGAAGUGGCAGAAUGUGGAGGAAUAAGUGACCUGCCAGCUCUGGAACUAGUCUCCAAAUUAGACACUGAGCCUCACGGUCCAGAUGUGAAAGUGACAUGUUUUCAUCCAACUGAUGGGUCAAAAGCAGCAUCUGUUGUGGAUAAUAAAUUUGUGAUAUGGGAUCUGAACCAUAGAGACACUGCUAAGGUGGUUCAGUCUGGAGUUCUUGAAGGAAAGGGUCAGCCUCGCUUCACGACUGGUAAAUGGAAUCCUCACCAUGGCUGUUCACAGUUUGUAACGGCCAAUGAAGGGCAUGUUAGAAGUUGGGACUUGCGGGUAUCUCCAGUUCGAUCAGCUUGGACAAUUGAAAAUGCUCACUGCCAGUUGGUCAGGGACCUGGACUUUAACCCAAAUAAACAGUACUAUAUGGCAACAUGUGGAGAUGAUGGCUACAGCCGUUUUUGGGAUGUGCGUAAUCCAUCAGAAUCUGCUGUCGCCAGAGCUGAUCAUUCUCACUGGGUGUGGAGUAUUCGUUACAACCAUUUUCAUGAUCAGUUAGUACUGACUUCCAGUAGUGAUUCACAAGUAAUCCUGACUAGCAUUGCAUCUAUUUCAUCAGAACCAAUUUCCCACAUGGUGGAUGAUGACCCUAAUCAAGGUGAUGCAGUACCUGAUACGCAUAAAGAAAAGUUGGAGGAUGGUGUGUUGGCAACAUAUGAUGAACAUGAAGAUUCCGUUUACAGUGUUGAAUGGUCAUCAGCUGACCCAUGGACCUUUGCAUCUCUCAGUUAUGAUGGUCGGCUAGUGAUCAGUAAGGUACCACGCGCCGAGAAAUAUAUGAUCCUUUUGUAAAUUUUGGUAUAAUAUGAAUGAGCCAGGAAAGAACAUAUAUUCACCUACAGAUUAAUAGAUGCAGCUACACUAAAAAAGGGGUUCAGUACUGAGUAGAAUACAAAGACAAAAUUAGCUAAUAAUAACUAUGGUUAAUUGGAAUUGUGCUCAUUUUUUUUAUAAAGCUUACCUUGUGAUAGAAUGUGUCAGAAUUAAUUCCCAAUGCAGUGGAAUAAUGAUAAGGUUUCUCAAUCUGAGACAUUCCCCCAUUUUGUGUUCCUGUCCAAAGCCCCAUAUAGAUAGUGUACAAUUUUCCUUUAUUUAAUGUUUCUCAUUUUAGUGUUUUACCCUAUUUAGUGAAUGAGAAUCCAAUCCCUUCCUGAAAUUUGUACUUCAGAUUAGGUGUGACUCUAGACAGGGUAUGGAUUGGCAGAUGGAUUUAUUGAUCACUUAUACACACCACUCAGAGCUACAAGUAAUUACAGU
Molecule: messenger RNA, 2084 nt
Organism: Cryptotermes secundus
Lineage: Eukaryota; Metazoa; Arthropoda; Insecta; Blattodea; Kalotermitidae
Product: EARP-interacting protein homolog
Exons: 7
Coding region: 447-1619 (390 amino acids)
Biological process (GO): protein ubiquitination
Molecular function (GO): protein binding
Source: RefSeq, a predicted model, not a curated record